GUUACAUGGCGUUGCGUCUGACUGACCAAGCCCCAGGUUUUUGGGGGGGUUAGGCUGACAGACUCCAAACAAACCUCCACCGAUCUGGCUCCACGAUGCCCCAGUGCAAAGCGCGAGCAGCCUAGCGACAGAUUGGUAAAUCGCAACUCUCUCGACUUCUUGGCAUCGCGUGAUCGCGGCCAUGGCGCCAUUCCUAAUCACGGACUCUCCGGCCGUUUCGAGUACGGCGACGCUCGUGAACAAUGACGCAUCAAAAGCUAGCCCCUUCUCAAGAGCAGCCGUUGAGUUUCUGGCGGAACUAAAAAAGAGGGACGAUGCGAAGAACCCUUUCGUGAGAGAACUUCACAACCAACAUUUGGUGCAGGCGGGCAGCGGCGCGACACAGAGCCAAGUUUCGGCGGCGGAACUGAGGGAUUUCGUGAGCCGACUCCAGGCUCAAAAGCGGACUGGACGCAGCCACCAGAUGCUCACGCGCGUCGGCCCCUUCAUCGAUGGUCUUCAGAAGCUCAUGAUGGCGUGUGAAAAUCUCGCACAAGCAGCACCGUUUGGCGUGAGCGUGGCGUUUUCGGGCGCCCGCAUCGUCCUGGAGCUCGCCAUCAAGAUGAACAACUACCUCGAGGCCGUGGUGGAUGCUUUGGACGAGAUCGGGGUCAGCCUCAAGUGCUACGGGAAGUUCGCCGAGGCACACGACUCGUCCGCGGACAUGCAGGACCUGCUCGCCAGCUCGUACAAGCAGAUUCUCAAGUUUUGGUACGACGUUUCUCACACGCUGUCGCAGAACAUGUUCAAGACGGUUUUGAAGAGCGUCGCGAAGCCCCUGGACAAGGACAUCAAGACUGCACUUGACGGCUUGAGGCGGGACAGCAUCAAGGUGCUGACCCUUGCGCAGGCGACGGCGGCGCAGCAGACACGGCAGGACAGGGAGGCCGCUCAAAGAGGUGCCAUCGUCAAGUGGAUCAUGGGCGACAAGCAUGUCGACGCGCGAAUCGACCUGAAAGACCAGCUUGACCGUCGCCACGAGGGCACGUGCCAAUGGAUGUUUGAGGACCAACGGUUCAGGGACUGGCGGGAUGCCACCGAGAAUGCAGCGCUGUGGUACAACGCACCCCCAGGCUCUGGAAAGAGCGUGUUUGCAGCCACGAUAGUAGACCACCUUGUCAAGCGGGGCGAGAAGGUGGUGUACUUCUUCUACUCCUUCAGCGACUCCGUACGGAGGCACGGAAUAAACGGUCUGCGCUCCUUGGCCCUGCAGCUAUUGACGCUGGUCACGACCCUGCCAGAUAAGCUGGUGGACAUGUACCAGACCGAGAUGAAGAACCACGCCAUCACCCUCAACGCUCUUCACGAUGCCAUACACGCUGUUCACGAGCUCGCCACGCAAUGCGAGCACGUCUAUAUUGUUGUUGACGGCCUCGACGAGUGCAUCCAGGAGAGCACAAUCCUGCUCAGUCUAGAACACCUCAUCCAGAUGCCGACUUACGGCACAGUCAAGUGGCUCUUUACUAGUCGCAACCACACAAGCAUACGAUCUGUCAUGGAGGGGCUCAACGCCGUAGAAAUCCAGCCAGAGCGAAGCUUCAUCUCAAAGGACAUCCACGCGUAUUUCUCAAGCCAUAUCACCUGCCACGACUGUGUCGACAACUGGACAGAAGACGAGGACAACUUUUUAUACGCAAGGCUAGUCUGUGAGACCCUACGCGGUGAGGGGCUCACUUGCGAAGAGGAAAUCGACAUGGCCCUGCGCAAGUUUCCCAAGGACUUGAACGGCUACUACAUGCGGUCGCUCGAAAAGCUCUCCGAGAAAACUGAGGAGGAGCAGGAACUCGCCCGACGCACAUUCCUGAUCCUGAUAGCAGCGGCUCAGUCUGUCUCCCUCAACGAGUUGCUGGAAGCAUUGGCCGUCCGCCGGGGAGCCAAGGACCAUAAAGCUUCACGGGUUUCCUCGGCCGGGGUCAUCGAAGACCUCUGCAGUCCCCUCGUCGUCUUCGAUAGGCCGAACCAAGAAUCCAAUCUGGACAACCCACGCCUCAAGCUUUGCCACAAAACAGUGGAGGACUUCUUCAUGCAGGACCAAGACAGCAUCAGCGCAGAAGGCCGUCAGCACCUGCGCAAGUACUUCGUGACGCAAGACAGCGCAAACCAAGAGCUCGGGCUCGACUGCCUCACCUACCUGCAGUACGAGCGAUACCAGAAGCCUGGGUUGGAUCUCCCUUCCAUCCUCGCUCAAGUGCCGACGCCCCGGAACCACGCCUUCCUGCCGUACGCGGCCACCUUCUGGGCCCAACAUCUGAUGGAUAUCCGCCCGUCUCCGCCCAUAACCGAGAUGGUCAGGGCAUUCCUCAAGAGUCCCGCGUUUUGGACGUGUAUCGCUGUCCAGUCCCGUGUCGUGCCUUACCUGUUUGGCCGAUUCGCACGCCGGGGAGGUGGAUCGUACACGAUGGGCGUUAGGGGCUUGCAGUGGCGCGACGAGGACUUCUCCGGCCUCCCUCUUCCGACUUGGCUAGAUUGUUGCUCGGAAGAGGGCAUGCUGCUAGACCGGUCACUCUGCUGCUUCGUGAAUGAGUGGCGAGAGGUCCUGACCACGAGCCCUGCAGGUCUCGAGCUGUGCCUUCCGCUGAGGCACUUCGAUGCGAGCUGCCACCUUAUCCCGCUUGAAAAAUCCAAGGUGGUGAGGGUUGCACAACUUGAAGAAUCGAUUGACGGUAUUUCUUCCUUCGCCGAUGUGCGUCUAGUCGAUACCACGUUUGUCGGAAGGACGCUUUGGGCCGACGUGCUAUGUCGGGGGGACGAGAGCGGCGGCAACGUCGGGCAGUUCAAGAGGAUGCGGAUACCGCUUUUCUCCAAAAAGAACCCGACGUCAAGCACGCAUAGGUUACCGAUUAUUCGAGGCGACGAAGCUGGUGGGACAAUAUUUAUCGCCCAGCGGACCAAGAGCCCAGACUCUGUCCAAGUACUGAGGAUAAAUCCAGAGACUCUAGGCGUGAGACUGACGAUGCAGGAUCAUAGCGAAGAGCACAACCCACCAAUCCCGUUUUCUAAGGAGAAUGUCGGUAGGAGAGGAACUUGGGAAGUUGUGUCUACCCAGGAUGUCGGACCUGACACGAGCAGGGAUUCGUCUAUGCGGAUAUUACACGCAACCUGGCAGAAGUAUAAACCCGUCCUGCAGACCGGUGUCUGCCAGUCCCAAGGGGAGGACAGAGAGGAUGACAAGGACGACUCGCACUCGUCGGAAUCCGAGGAUGAAAGUGACGAUGACUCGGACUCUGACACAGAGCCAGACGCAGAGUCGACGAAGUCGCUCAGUGACACCAAAGCCGAGGCUGCUCACGAGACGCCAUCCGAGACGGAUUACGAAUCCGAUUCGGAUGAACUUGUCAGCGACUGCUUGAUAGUGGUGCCACUCAACAGCCGCCCAGUGUGGCAUGCCUGGUGUGGUCAGCCUCGCGUCUGGUCUAGAGUCACUUGCGCCGUGCAUCCGCUGCUACCCCUGGUGGUCGUCUCCCACACCGCACGCCAGCUAGAGGUCAUCAACACCGCCGAGCAUACCCAGAGGAAGAAACAUCUUCCUGAGCAAGCAGAUCUCCAAGAGGCGCCGCUUGCGAGUCUACGAGAACUUCGCUUCUCCGCCUGCGGCACCUUCCUGCAUUUCCUCUCCAUCUCCUUCGUCCCCGAUAAAGCCAGCACAACAACUGCACGCGUCACAGUCUCGACCUUUAAUUUCAAUCACGAGGGCGGCAGCGACGACACGCUCCUGCGCGAGGGCCAGGCUCGACGAUGCACGUACACAUUCGAUGGUAUGCCGCUGCCGCUGGCUCUCACCUACUGGAGCGACGCCGAGGUGGUCAUCGCGCUGCCGCCGCUGACAUGCGAUCCGAAAAUCCUGAAAAUCAGCUUGCCGCAGAGGCCAGCAUCAAAUGGGCAGGGUACCGACUGCGAAGAUGCGAAUUCCAUACUGACGCUAAGGGAAGCCAUUUAUUUCCCGACAUCGUCGCCACGGCGGAAUCCGCGCUUGAGCUAUAGGGAUGGGGGAGGAGGCCAGAAGGCAGAGGACAGCAGCUACAUCUACCUUGCUCUCGACACGCUUGCUCCCGACAAAGCGUCGAAGGCGCUGGGGCAAAGGGUAGGAACUUUGCGUUCUGGUUCGAACGCUCCGCCGCCCCUAACCAGUGACACAGAAGACGGUCGUACCGGCGAGCCGAGUCUUGUGAGUCCACCAGUCGUGCUGAGGUGGAAGAUAGCGCAGGCAGGUGGUUGGCGAACUUGGAACCCCGAACUUGAUGGGCAGGCGUCGGAUACAAGGAGGGGGCUGAGCGUCUGGGAGAUGUUGAGAGGCGCAUUCGUGGACAGUGACAAGGCGUUCAGCGUGCCUGUCCGUAGCGGCUUGGACUGGACGAGGAAAGGGUUUUUGAGCUGCAAUUAAUUAGCUUGCAAUCUGUAAGGUCAUUUCUAUCAACCAAUAAUGGUCAAAAUGAAGGAACAUGGUUUCUAGUCGAUAUAUAUGGGAGGCGGCAGAGAUUGCCGGGACCAUCAUGGCUGCUCCAGUGCCAAUUCGAUGCGUCCUCCAUAGCAAAAGAAAUGGCUCUGGUCCUCGUCAUUGCGCAGGGUCAUAGGUCUCUAACUCUUCACGUUGGGAUUUCUAGCCAUUCGUUGGGCCGGGGUGUCAUAGUAUUGCACAUUAAUUAUCACAUAAUCAAUCUGAC
This is a messenger RNA of Phialemonium atrogriseum, 4700 nucleotides long. RefSeq lists its product as uncharacterized. Bases 182 to 4420 code for a protein of 1412 amino acids. The record is from RefSeq and is a predicted model, not a curated record. The transcript has 3 exons. Lineage: Eukaryota; Fungi; Ascomycota; Sordariomycetes; Cephalothecales; Cephalothecaceae.